AUGAGUUUCCUACCAUCUUUUAUCUUAAGCGAUGAAUCUAAAGAACGUAUUUCCAAAAUUCUAACUUUGACUCAUAAUGUAGCACAUUAUGGCUGGAUCCCAUUUGUUUUAUAUUUGGGCUGGGCUCAUACUUCUAAUAGGCCAAACUUUCUGAACUUGUUGUCCCCAUUACCAAGCGUUUAA
Saccharomyces paradoxus is the source of this 183-nucleotide messenger RNA. RefSeq names its product Tom7p (gene TOM7). The transcript has a single exon. The record is from RefSeq and is a predicted model, not a curated record. The coding region runs from base 1 to 183 and encodes 60 amino acids. Gene Ontology annotation, biological process: protein insertion into mitochondrial outer membrane; protein import into mitochondrial matrix. Lineage: Eukaryota; Fungi; Ascomycota; Saccharomycetes; Saccharomycetales; Saccharomycetaceae. Gene Ontology annotation, cellular component: mitochondrial outer membrane; mitochondrial outer membrane translocase complex.